AGGUGCUUUAUCAGUAUAGUAUGUAAUAUGUUAAUUCAAUAUUGUAUAUACAUAACAUUAUUUAUUAUCUUUUAACAGUGUUAUUUAUUAACAAGCUAUAAAAACUUGAAUGAUUUGGUGAUAAGGCUACUUUACUUGAAAUUAAUGUAUUUAUUUAUCAUAUCACACUACUGAUAAGUCUGAUUAGAGCUGAAACUUGCUGACUAGAUAAUCAGUUUAUUGAAUGCUUGCCAAAAGUGGAUUGUCGACCAUUAGAAUGCAAUCGAAGCGACAAGCUCUUCUGCUCUCCUCAUCAAAUUGCCAUGGAUAUGGUUUAUUAGAAUUUGCAAAACAAGAAAUUUGUAACUUCUUAUCAAUAAAUAAUGUACGUGAAUUAAUAUUUAUACCUUAUGCACAAAAUGAUUUUAAUGGAUACACUAAAAAAAUUGCAGAUGUUAUUGAUCCUUGGGGAUUUUCUGUAAAAGGACUUCACACAUUUCCAGAUCCUGCAAAUGCAAUCAAUUCAGCAAAGGCAAUAUUUAUUGGAGGGGGCAAUACAUUCUUACUCUUGCAUAGGUUGUAUGAGAAAAAUUUAGUAAAUAUUAUUAGAGAUAAAGUUGAUGAUGGAAGUUUAAUUUACAUGGGCAGCAGUGCUGGAACCAAUGUUGCUACAAUAAGCAUUCAUACUACAAAUGAUAUGCCAAUCAUAUAUCCACCAACAUUUGAAGCUAUUGGAAUUGUCCCAUUCAAUAUCAAUCCACACUAUAUUGACAAAGUAGAUGAGACUCAUAAAGGCGAAACUAGGGAUCAAAGGAUAGGAGAAUAUAUGGAAAUGUCUCAUGCAAAACCAGUUUUGGGUAUGCAUGAAGGUUGUAUUUUACAUGUGAAUGCAAACCAACUCACACUGAAAGGUAUUUCAGGGGCUGUAUUAUUUCAAAAGAGUGAAAUGAAGACUAAAUAUGAUGUUGGUGCUGAUUUAUCAUUUUUAUUAUAAAAGUGAUGAUAAAAUAUUUAUUGAACAAACUAUGACUGAAAAUUUUAAUAAAAUGACAAUGAUAUAUACUACACUAUUAAAUUGAUGUACAUUUUAAAUAUAUUAUUAUUACCUUGA
This is a messenger RNA of Leptidea sinapis, 1090 nucleotides long. Its product is annotated as probable alpha-aspartyl dipeptidase. Gene Ontology annotation, biological process: proteolysis. Lineage: Eukaryota; Metazoa; Arthropoda; Insecta; Lepidoptera; Pieridae. The coding region runs from base 224 to 973 and encodes 249 amino acids. The transcript is spliced from 3 exons. The record is from RefSeq and is a predicted model, not a curated record. Gene Ontology annotation, molecular function: serine-type peptidase activity.